Molecule: messenger RNA, 1876 nt
Organism: Hippopotamus amphibius kiboko
Lineage: Eukaryota; Metazoa; Chordata; Mammalia; Artiodactyla; Hippopotamidae
Gene: ERAL1
Product: Era like 12S mitochondrial rRNA chaperone 1
Exons: 10
Coding region: 35-1399 (454 amino acids)
Biological process (GO): ribosomal small subunit assembly
Cellular component (GO): mitochondrial matrix
Molecular function (GO): rRNA binding; ribosomal small subunit binding; GTP binding
Source: RefSeq, a predicted model, not a curated record
UUGCCCGCAGUUCCCGGAGAGCCUUGCGGCUGCGAUGGCGGCCUCCGGCUGGCGUGGGGCUGCGCUCCUAAGAACCGUGUUAGGGGUCUGGAAGCCGGGUCCCGACGCCGCGAGAGAAUGGGUGACCCGGCUCCCCUCGCUCGUGGGCUGUCAGCGGAGAUGCGUUUCCUGUGUCUCAGGCCCGGCCUUCUCUGGUCCCCGUCUGGCCUCGGCUUGUCGCCCAGAUGGCCAGAACUCAGCCCUGGACUGCUUCUUCGGACUCUCUGAGCCAGACAGCUCGUUGACCCUUCACGUCCCCGCCGUGUCCAUACACAGAGAUGAGCAGGAUCUCCUCUUGGUCCAUUGCCCCGACAUGCCCGAGAACCCCCGAGUGCUACGAGUGGUCCUCCUGGGUGCCCCGAAUGCAGGGAAGUCAACACUCUCCAACCAGCUGCUGGGCCGAAAAGUGUUCCCUGUCUCCAGGAAGGUGCACACCACUCGCAGCCAAGCUCUGGGGGUCAUCACAGAAAAAGAGACCCAGGUGAUUCUGCUUGACACACCUGGCCUCAUCAGUCCUGCUAAACAGAAAAGGAGUGCAUCACUCACAAGACCCUUCAUGAACCGUGUAUGUCUGUCCCUUAGGCACCAUCUGGAGCUCUCUUUGUUGGAAGAUCCAUGGAAGAGCAUGGAAUCUGCUGAUCUGGUUGUGGUUCUUGUGGAUGUCUCGGAUAAGUGGACUCGGAACAAGCUUAGUCCCCAGGUGCUCCGGUGCUUGACCCAGUUCUCCCAAGUCCCCAGCGUCCUUGUCAUGAACAAGGUUGAUUGCCUGAAGCAGAAGUCAGUUCUCUUGGAGCUCACAGCAACCCUCACUGAAGGUGUGGUCAACGGCAAGAAGCUCAAAACGAGGCAGGCUUUCCGCUCACAGCCAGGCACCCAUUGCCUCAGCCCGGCUGCUAAGGGCCCAGACACACAGUCUGUGGGAGACCCUCAGCGGAUUGGCUGGCCCCACUUCCAGGAGAUAUUCAUGUUGUCAGCCCUAAGCCAGGAGGAUGUAAAAACACUAAAGCAAUAUUUCCUGGCACAGGCCCGGCCAGGGCCUUGGGAGUUCCACAGUGGAGUCCUCACCAGUCAGACGCCUGAGGAGAUCUGCACCAAUAUGAUCCGAGAGAAGCUCCUCGAGUACCUGCCUGAGGAGGUGCCCUACAACGUGCAGCAGAGGACAGUGAUAUGGGAAGAAGGGCCAAACGGGGAGCUGAUGAUCGAGCAGAAGCUUCUGGUGUCCAAAGAAUCUCACAUGAGGAUCCUGAUUGGUCCGAAAGGGUACCUGAUUUCCCAGAUUGCGCAAGAGGUGGGCCGUGACCUCAUGAACAUCUUCCUCUGUGAAGUUCGGCUCCGCCUGUCUGUGAAACUCCUCAAGUGACCACACUCUGCUGUCUUUCCUAAAGCGUCCCCGCCCAAGCUGCUGGCGGGAGCCACAGACCAGAACCGCCCCUGCCUAGGGCCUGGGGCUGGGUGUGGACACUGACUGACUGCUGGCUGGCCUGGCCUAGUCUGCACAGCCUCUGCCCGGCCAUGCCUUCUGCUGGAGGAUGGAACCUACCUUAGCUUGGUUCCCAGGUAGUUCCUCUGCCUGGGGCUAUAGCUACUUAGGUCUUAGAAGCUGGCCCUUUGGUGUGGGGGUGCUGCUCCCACCUGGCUUUGGGCCCAGAGCUCCUCCCUCAGCUGCCAGUUGUUAGCAGAGAGAUCGUUCCCCUCUCCCCUCAGUUCAUCCACCUUGCAGCUGUGUGAGGACCCAUGUGUUCUGAGUGAGAUACUGCCUCCCACCUGCUCCUCAAGUCCUUGAUCCCUCCCACCCCGCCCCCCUCCAGUCUCGGAUGCUAAUAAAGUUAAAAGACAA